Molecule: messenger RNA, 2655 nt
Organism: Tilletiopsis washingtonensis
Lineage: Eukaryota; Fungi; Basidiomycota; Exobasidiomycetes; Entylomatales
Product: Piwi-domain-containing protein
Exons: 14
Molecular function (GO): RNA binding; protein binding
Source: RefSeq, a predicted model, not a curated record
GCCAAGUCCAGCGGCGGACCCAAGGCUCUUCCCGUGCUGCUCUGCCACCAAGUCUUCGCUGCCGGUCUCGAGCAAGCCGUGACCGAGGGCGUGCUGACUGUCGAGGUUGCGGCGGCCAUGGCCUUCGACGGCCGCCGCAACGGCUACAGCCCCACCAAGCUGCCGUUCAUCAAGCAGAAGUUCGAGUGUGCGCUGCCCGAGAAGGUCUACGAGCUCGGUCCGGGAGAGAAGGCGCCGCCUAAGCCCGCUGGCGAUGCGCCGCCGGCGCGUAGCCGCAAGUUCUCGGUCACGAUCACCGAGGCGGCCAAGAUCGACCUCGAGGUGCUGACCGACUUCUGCGUCGCCGACCGCCGCACCAUCAUGGCUGCCAGCGCCGCGACGACCGACAAGGUGACGACGGCGCUGCAAGCCCUCGAAAUUCUCUUCCGCCACGAGCCCACGCGCAUCUUCAAGGUGCACGGCGCGCAAGGCCGCCGCUUCUUCGACCCCAAGCUCGCUGUGCCCAUGGCCGGCGGCGGCGAGGUGUGGAAGGGCUUCUUCCAGUCGGUGCGCGCCACGAUGGGCGGCCUCGUUGUCAACAUCGACGUGGCCUUCUCAGCAUUCCUCGGCGGCGGCGACUUCCUCACGGUGUGCGCCAAGGUGCUGGGCGUGCCCGGCGGUGCUCCCGGCGGUGCGCGCGGCGGCUUCCGUGGCGGUCGUGGAGGCGACCGCGGAGGCUUCCGUGGCGGCCGUGGCGGCCAGCCUGCGUUCCAGGGCGGCGCUCACGGCGGCGGCGACCGUCUGCUUCACAUCACGCAGCCGCAGGCUCAGGAGCUGCGCAAGCGCCUCGCCAAGGUGCAGAUCCGCGUCACGCACCGCCCGGCCACGAAGCUCGAGAUCUUCAAGGGCUUCACGCCCCGCAGCGCCGCCGAGACGACGUUCAAGCAGCGCGAUGGCAGCACGAUGAGCGUGCUGGAGUCUACCGCACGAAGGUACUACAACUACACAAUCUUGUACCCGAACCUGCCCUGCGUGCUCGUCGGCGGCCAGGGCUCAUUCGUGCCGCCCGAGUGCUGCAUCAUCGUGCCCGGCACGCCGCUGCCGCCGCUCAAGCUCAGCCCCACACAGAUCCAGGACAUGAUCCGCGAGAGUGCUCAGAAGCCUGCCGACCGCGCGGCUCGCAUCGCCGACAUCCGCCGCGACCUCGCAUACGAGAAGGACAGCCGCUUCGCCUCGUGGGGCCUCGAGGUCUCGCCUGAGCCCGUGGCGCUGCAGGGCCGCGUCCUACCGGCGCCGACGGUCACGUACGGCGGCAACAAGACUGCCCGUCCGAACAACGGUUCGUGGAACCUCAACGGCCAGCGCUUCUCCGCAAGCUGCAAGCCGCUGAUCUGCUGGAGCGUCGUCAACUUCACGCGCCAGGACUGCGGCCCAUUCGUCAAGUUCCUCAUCCAGACGCUGCGCGGCCUCGGCAUGAACAUCGUCAACGAUGCGCCGCCGAUGAUCGCCGGCAACCCCGACCCGCAGAGUGUGCGCACGACCCUCGAGGGUGCCGGUAAGCAGGCCUUUGCCCAGGCAAAGGCGAAGCUCGGAGCCAAGGCGCCGCCGCCGCAGUUCUUCCUCUGCUUCAUGGAUCGCACCGACGCGUCGCUCUACGAGGCCAUCAAGCGCGCUUGUGCGAUGCAGCUGGCAAGCCCCGUGCCGUCGCAGGUCGCCAACACGACAAAGUGCCUCAAGGAGCGCGGCGUAGAGCAGUACUGCAGUAACCUCGCUAUGAAGAUCAAUAUCAAGCUGCAGGGCACGAACCAGAUCGUCACCGGCCCCAAGGACCUGCCCGGCCUCGACCCUAAGGCAAUGAUGGUCGGCAUCGAUGUCACGCACGCCGGCCCCGGCAGCGACAUGCCCUCCAUUGCCGCCUCGGUGGCGACGAUGGACGGCCAGCGCUUCAAGUACAGCUCCGAGCUGCGCGCCCAGCGCAACACGCGCGGCGGCUCGCAGGAGAUUGUCAUCGAGCUCGAGCAGAUGAUGCUGGGCCACCUGCGUCGCUGGGUCGGCGUACCCCCGCCCGUGCUCCUCGUCUUCCGCGACGGCGUUUCCCAGGGCCAGUACGCCGCGGCUGUAGAGAAGGAAGUUCAUGCCAUUCGAAAGGCAUGCCAAUCAUUCCGGGCAGGCUACGCGCCCAAGGUGACGUACAUCGUCUGCUCGAAGCGCCACCACAUCCGCUUCUUCGCCGAGAACCCGCAAGACAACGACCAGCGCUCGGCGUCGCUGCCGUCGGGCACCGUCGUCGACCAGGUUGCCACGCAUCCGUUUGCGUUUGACUGGUACGGACAGUCGCACGGAGGCCUCGUCGGUACUCCGCGCAGCGUGCACUACGUGUGCCUCCUCGACGAGAAUAAAUUCUCCUCGGACAACAUCCAGACCGUCGUCCACUCGCUCUGCUUCUCCUACGCGCGCGCCACCCGUUCCGUCGCGCUCGUGCCCGCCGCCGCGUACGCCGACAUUCUCGCCGAGAAGGCGCGCUGCCUCGUCUAUGGCGAGGGCGCCUCGGACGUCGCCACGUCCGUCUCGUCGGCCACGCGCGAGCGCACGCCCCUGCCCGAGAUCGACACCACGGCCGUGAUGCGCUCGCUGGAGCGUGAUCCGACCUUUUGCCAGGCCCUAUGGUUCUUGUAG